AUGAACGGUACCUCCUCUUACAACUACGGGACAGGCACCGCUGUAACUAGCAUCGCGAGCGCCAAACCCUCAAUUCCCUCGAGCUUAUGGAACAAUUCCACGAAACCCACCACGCGCACCGUCACUCGCACCGUUGGGACCAUUGGCACCGACUCGUCCACUACGGCCAAGAUCCCGAUACCUACCGUCCCUAGCAUCAGCAUUCCUCCUCCGCCGGCCAGUGUCACAGAGUUUGAUUCCACCACGUCUCUUGGUCCCUCUUACACCAUCACCACGUACACUACCGUGAAAGUCAUUAACACUACUUUCUCAUCCCAGCUCCCAGGAGCAUCUACAAUCUCGCGGUCCGCCUUUCGUACGACAAUGAGAACCACCGUUGUGGUAACCAUUACGAAUACCGUCCCACUUAGUACCGGCACCGGAUACAUGCCCACCAACAGCGGAACUGUAGCCUCCAGCAGGAUUCUCUCGCUAUCGUCGAGUAGCUCCAUCUACCUGUCCAAAUCACUUAGCUAUGGAACCACUUCUACUUCGAACUGGCUCAACACGACUUCCACCGUCAUUGGCAUUAGCACUAAGUUGACGUCCUCCACGGAGACAGCUACCACGGAUGCGGCCUUUAGCUCUAGCUCCAACGUGCCCUGUGCAACAGACACGGGGUCAGCCUCCAGGUCUUCUGUGACGCUGGGGACCACCCUCUCGAGUGCUUUGCCCAGCCUGGUCACUCUUAAAAGCACACUAAGUCUAAGCACCAGCUCCGAUAAAUACGGAUAUCCUCCCUCCCCUUCUCCGGAGACAACAGUAGAUAGUGCCAAGCCGAGUAUCGUCCCGAGCAGCACCUCUGAUAUUCCGGGUGGCUACGGAUCCGAGGACUCAACUUCGUCGCUGGGGACAGCUGUCUCAAGUGCUCUACCAUCAUCAGUCACACACUCAAUUCUAAGUGUCUCGGGUGAUUACGGAGACUACCCUCUCGAUUCGAAGGAGUCGACCUCGAGCGGGCCCGGUACCACAAUUGCAAGUUGA
Messenger RNA from Colletotrichum spaethianum, 1023 nucleotides. RefSeq lists its product as uncharacterized. NCBI's taxonomy places the organism in Eukaryota, Fungi, Ascomycota, Sordariomycetes, Glomerellales, Glomerellaceae. The record is from RefSeq and is a predicted model, not a curated record. The transcript is spliced from 2 exons. Bases 1 to 1023 code for a protein of 340 amino acids.